UGCCCCAGUAUUAACCCGAUACUGGUACUUGGUAUCGACACGAUCGAUAUGUGUGUCGGGUUGAUAACUUGCCUGUGGCGUCCAGUGGAUCCAAAGUGCUACUUUGGAGGAGUUGCGCUAACUUGCUCCGCCAUCAUGAGAAGCGUCCGCAAGAGGACGUUGUGUUGGUGCUCGGUGCUGCUGGGACUGCUUGUGUGGGUUCUGUCAGGUCUCUUUAACGGCGGCACUCGGCGGGAAGCCGGCGUCACUCCGCGGCGCAUCCCUGGGCCACCGGGCGGCUCGCACCUGAUGGUUCAAUCCCGCCACGCAGCGUUGGAGCUGCUGGCAGACUCGGCCCCCAUCAACUCGCUUCAGGAGGACCAGCUGUUGUUCGUGGGCUCCACGCAGGGCAGCGAGAACCCUCCGCACGGGAAGAAGUGGGGCUACAAGGUGCUGAAGGCAGCCAAGAAGCAGGACGCCAUGUUGCGUGACCAGGACCUGUCUCUGCCGGAGGUGCGCCCACCCGAGUGUUUGGAGGAUAUGUACAGUGAGUCGCUGCCUUCUGCCAGUGUCGUCAUCUGUUUUCACGACGAGGCUUGGCCAACUCUUUUACGCACUUUGCAAAGUGUCCUCAACACAGCACCCAGGGACUUCUUGUUGGAGCUCCUCCUAGUGGACGACUUCAGUACUCGCGACGAGCUGAGGACGGCGCUGAGUGAAUACGUGUCAGGAGUGAACAGGGUGCGUUUGAUUCACAGCAGCAAGCGUCUGGGUGUGGGCGGCUGUCGCAGCCUGGGUGCAUCCAGGGCUUCGGGGGAGGUGCUGGUCUUCAUGGACUCCCACCUGGAAUGUCCCAGCGGCUGGCUGGAGCCACUCCUGGAGAGGGUGUCCCAGGACAGGACCAGAGUUGUUUCCCCCAUCAUGGAUGUGAUCCAUUGGCAGACCUUCCAGUACAAUACCACCCAGUGGCCGGUGCGGGGAGUGUUCAACUGGAAUCUGGACUUCUACUGGGAGUCCAAAGCUGAGCGGCCAGACUCGGACUCGGAAUCGGCGCUUGAGCCUGUGCUGAGUCCAGCAUUAGGGGGCGGAGUCCUGGCCAUCGACAGACUCUUCUUCCACCAUCUGGGAGCCUACGAUCCCGGGAUUGUGCUGUGGGGAGGGGAACACCUUGAGCUGUCAAUCAGGGUGUGGUCAUGCGGGGGCUCCAUGGAGGUGGUCCCCUGCUCCCGCGUGGCCCAAAUACACCACCAGCACCGCCCCCCUAAACGUUUCCCAGACCAGGAGCAGCUGGAGAGGAACAAGAUCCGCAUAGCUGACGUAUGGAUGGGGGCGUACCGCAAAUUCUUCUACAGGAGGGAUACUCUGGCUCAUUUCAUCAGACAGUCUGAGAGCUCUAAUAUUACUGACCGCCUGCUGCUCAAGAGGACUCUGGGCUGCCAGGACUUCCACUGGUACUUGAGUACAGUUUAUCCCCAACUUUACAUCCCCCAGGAUAGACUGGGACUGUCAGGCGAGCUGUACAACAUGGCGUCCGGCGGCUGUGUGGACCACCGCCCAGGCCACGGUGGAUCCAUGAUCAUAGCGCCAUGCAGCGGUACAGGCAGCCAGCACUGCGAGCUGAACUCUCAAGGGGAAGUGCGAUGGGGCCCCACGGGGGCUUGGUGUUUGGACGCCAUCGAAGGACGGGUGGCCCUCUCCCAGUGCGCCAGCCACCGGCCAAUCAGCAGCAGGCUACAGUGGACCUUCCUCAAGCUGAGCGGCCAGCUGCAGCACCAGGACUCACACCUGUGUGUGGAGGCCGUCAAGACCAGCGUACCGCCCAGCGUGCCACCCCACGGGGCGGGGGACCUCUUCCUGCGGCCCUGCACGCCUCAUCCCGCCCAACAGUGGCUCUUUGAGCAGCUGGUGUCUCCAUGACCACACGCCAAUGGACUCCAGCUGCAACGCCUGGGCGCUACUCAGAGGAAAGCAUGCGGGGAAGAAGACGGAGGAGUGAGGCAUGGACGUAUCAGGAAGAUCCAGACGGAGGACAGCAGGACGUGUGCUGCUGGAGGCCCACCGUAACACCCCCAACCCCCACCGUAGCCAGCUGGCCCCCUUCCCUGAGGACGGGUGGCAAAGAGCAGAAAAUGUCCAAUCAGAACGGAGAGCAUGAGUGCAGCACCAGAGGGGGCCAGUAGGACGAGGAGGGCCAAGGCUUUGGGAGUUGCCCACAAUCACACUUCUUCCCACCCAACACUUCUUGGACAUUUACACCCUUCAACAAGUCCCCCCCACCUGCAUCAUUGCAAAUAUUAAAAUAACACUUUUUGGUCUACUAAAGUUUUAACGUCUUAUUGUUCACCUUAUCAAAGUCUCCCAAACGUCUGUGAUGCCAUUGCUAUGUUUACCUUGUGAAGU
Nerophis ophidion (straightnose pipefish) is the source of this 2379-nucleotide messenger RNA. RefSeq names its product polypeptide N-acetylgalactosaminyltransferase 15-like. Lineage: Eukaryota; Metazoa; Chordata; Actinopteri; Syngnathiformes; Syngnathidae. Gene Ontology annotation, cellular component: Golgi apparatus. The transcript has 11 exons. Bases 49 to 1896 code for a protein of 615 amino acids. The record is from RefSeq and is a predicted model, not a curated record.